CCUCCAGGCGCGGACACGAGGAAGACCCUUGCCGCCCUCCCCGGCGCACCCAAGGUGGACGCCGCCCCGAAGCAGCUGCCAGCGCCCGUGCCGACGCCUCCCCCAGAGGCGGCGCCGACGCCCGCGCCGGUGGCGCCGGCGCCUUCCACGACGGAGGGUGGCUCGCGCCUGGGUUGGGCGCGCGAGCUGCGCCUCGCGAGGGAUAUGGCCAGCUUCCUGGAGGAGGUCGACGGGCCCGGCGGCCCAGGGCACGGCCGCGCGCGCGGGGCGCCCUCGCCACCGGCGCCGCCAGGCGGGCGGGCGGCGCCGCGCCGCCGCAUAGCGCGGCG
This is a messenger RNA of Prorocentrum cordatum, 329 nucleotides long. The record is from the annotation of a GenBank genome assembly. NCBI's taxonomy places the organism in Eukaryota, Dinophyceae, Prorocentrales, Prorocentraceae.